AUGUCAUCGCCUGCAGCGAUGCCGAUGGCGGACGCUGGAGAGGAACGGCCGCCAUUGACGGCACCAAUUCCCACCGUAGACAACCCACUGCCUGCUGCGGCGGCCACGAAUGCCGUUGCUGAUGUCAACAACCUAUCCACCCUCUCCACUCAGGUCUACCUGGAGCGCACGGUGCUGGGGGUGCUGGCGCUUGCUCUGGAGGACGUGUGCCGAGUGCGACCACCGAAUCCCGUAGACUACCUCGGCAGCUAUCUUCUCCGUCGAUCGACCGCGAACAACACCGUCGAGGUGACCUACGAGGACACCGUUCCCAAGGCCGUACCGACUACCGACGAGUGA
This is a messenger RNA of Leishmania mexicana MHOM/GT/2001/U1103, 339 nucleotides long. RefSeq lists its product as hypothetical. The transcript has a single exon. Gene Ontology annotation, cellular component: Set1C/COMPASS complex. The coding region runs from base 1 to 339 and encodes 112 amino acids. NCBI's taxonomy places the organism in Eukaryota, Euglenozoa, Kinetoplastea, Trypanosomatida, Trypanosomatidae. The record is from RefSeq and is a predicted model, not a curated record.